UCACACGCCAGCCUCCCUCUGUCUCGCGCUCUCCCCCCCUCCCCUCCCCUCCCAAUCUCCCUCAGCGCCGCGCGGCGGGACUCUCUCAGGAGGCGCGCGGAGCCACCAUCGCUUUCGAAGGAGAAGGAGGAAGAGAUGCUGAUGGAGGAGGAGAUGCAGGCGGGGGCGGCGGAGGAGGGGGGCCCCAUCGUGGCCAAGAUCUACAAGCAGCAGCGCAGCCCCUACAGCGUCCUCAAGACCUUCCCCAGCAGCCGGCGGCCGGCCCUGGGCAGGCGCUACGAGCGACCCACCCUGGUGGAGAUCCCGCAGGUCAGGGCGCAGCAGCAGCACCAUGCCUCCUUCCAGCCCCUGCCGCCCGUCGCCUCCUCCUCCGCGUCGUCCCUCAGCGAGCACCAGCUCCCUUACCACGCGCACGGCGCCUUCCCCGGAGGAGGCCGGGGCUCGCGGACGCAGCUGAGGCACCAGGCGGCUCCCGCGCCCUCCUCCUCCUCCUCGGCCAGGUUCAGCCACGGCCACCAGGGGGCGGCAAGUAGCAGCAGCAGCAGUGGCGGCAGCAGCACUGAGGGAGGCGGCAGCCUGGAGCUCAGCGCAGAGAGCCGUAUGAUUCUGGAUGCCUUUGCCCAGCAGUGCAGUCGAGUUCUUAGUCUUUUAAACUGUGGUGGAAAACUUCUGGACAACAAUCGCUCUCAAGCACUGGCGUCCUGUGUAAAACAAGAGAGCAUGAGCUUUAAUGAAAGACCAGAGCAGUGCCAGCUUGGGAAAAUGGUCCAUAGUCAGACAUCAGACAACUUAGAUCUAGAUUUGCAGUACAUGCACAAGAAGCAGCAAACCUCUGCUUUUCUGCGAGUAUUUACUGACUCUCUUCAAAACUACUUGCUUUCUGGAAGUUUUCCAUCUCAGAACACUUCCUCCAUGAGUGAUUUUGGACAUUUGGGAGAUGUGGAUCCACUUUCAACCUCUCCAGUGCACACUUUAGGUGGAUGGACAUCCCCAGCGACAUCUGAAUCUCAUGGUCACCCAUCAUCAUCUACACUUCCUGAGGAGGAAGAGGAGGAAGAGGAAGGUUACUGUCCACGAUGUCAGGAGCUGGAGCAGGAGGUAAUUUCAUUGCAACAAGAAAACGAAGAACUCCGACGAAAAAUGGAGAGCAUUCCAGUGCCCUGCCAGACUGUUUUAGAUUACUUGAAGAUGGUGCUUCAACAUCAUAACCAGCUCAUGAUUCCACAGCCAGUGGAGCAGCCUGCAGAGGUAGUGUGGAUGAUGAGGAGAAGGAGGAUGAUGAGAAGUGCCUUUCGAUUGGAUGCUUCAGGGAGCAAACAGUUGCUGACCAACUACCCCGUCUACAUCACUAGCAAACAAUGGGACGAGGCUGUAAACUCCUCAAAGAAAGAUGGGCGCCGGCUCCUUCGGUACCUCAUCAGAUUUGUCUUCACCACUGAUGAGCUUAAGUACUCGUGCGGCCUUGGAAAAAGGAAAAGGUCAGUGCAGUCAGGAGACACUGGUCCUGAAAGACGUCCUCUGGAUCCAGUGAAAGUAACAUGUCUCAGAGAAUUCAUUAGGAUGCACUGCACUUCCAAUCCUGACUGGUGGAUGCCUUCUGAAGAACAGAUAAACAAAGUGUUCAGUGAUGCUGUGGGACAUGCUCGGCAAGGUCGUGCUGUGGGGACAUUCCUCCAUAACGGUAACUCAUAUUAUGAAGGGAUUGACCAGCACGGUUCCCAAGACGACCUCUUCAAUAGAGGCAUUCAUGAUGGAUCUGGAGACUGAUGGCAGAAGUCAGUGUCAGCCUCUGAAGCAAAGUGUUGGUUUGUGUGUUCAGUGUAAUGUUUUAAUGUGACUUGAGGAUCCAAAGCAUGUUCGGACUUUUGUUUAAUCCAAGGCCUUCCUGUGAAAUUUCAUAAGAUCUAAAACUUCACAUGAGGAAGUUGGCCAGUUUCUGGGCAAUAGAACUUCAAACACUAGAUGUGGGAUUCAACCUCUUUCCAGAAAAGAAAAUAUAUCCUUUUAAAAUUAGGCUGGGUCCCAUCUUUCUUGCACAUUGCUUUCCUGAGUGAAGGAUUUGUAUCCUGCCUUAUUUCUAUCUUAUUUAAGUAUAUACAUCAUUAUCUGAGCUUCCACCAGUUAAUUGAAAGGAAUACUUCUAGAUACAGGUUUGCUGACACACCUGCUCUUUUGGAGAACUAAGCUUAAAUUUGAAAACCAAUCUCACAUAUUU
Molecule: messenger RNA, 2215 nt
Organism: Anolis sagrei ordinatus
Lineage: Eukaryota; Metazoa; Chordata; Lepidosauria; Squamata; Anolidae
Gene: BEND4
Product: BEN domain containing 4
Molecular function (GO): DNA binding
Source: RefSeq, a predicted model, not a curated record